This is a messenger RNA of Myxozyma melibiosi, 927 nucleotides long. Its product is annotated as putative metallo-beta-lactamase domain protein. The coding region runs from base 1 to 927 and encodes 308 amino acids. The transcript has 2 exons. The record is from RefSeq and is a predicted model, not a curated record. NCBI's taxonomy places the organism in Eukaryota, Fungi, Ascomycota, Lipomycetes, Lipomycetales, Lipomycetaceae.
AUGGAGAUAUCUCUGCACCUGCCGAUAUGUACAGCCUGCGGGGUGCAGUACGAGAGCUCGACGGCUCCCGAGACAUGUUUGAUAUGCGAUGACCCGCGGCAGUACGUUCCCGCGACCGGCCAAGCGUGGACGACGCUGGGCGCGAUGCAAGUCUCGACGGCGGGGUACCGCAACGAAAUCAAGCUGGUGGACCCCGAGGAAGAACUCGAGCUGUAUUCGGUGUGCACGGUGCCGAAGUUUGGGAUGGACCAGCGCGCGCUGCUGAUGGUGCGGGACGGGGGGAAGAGGAAUGUGUUGUGGGACUGCGUGUCGUUUCUGGACGCGGAGACGGUCGAGAGGAUUACUCGGCUCGGCGGGAUUUCGAUGAUUGUGCUUUCGCACCCGCAUUUCUACGCGACGCAUGUGGACUGGGCGAGGACGUUCAAGUGCGAGGUGUAUCUGAGCUCGAUGGAUACGGAUUUCCUGAUGCGGCCGAACGCGAACGACGUGCAGCGGUUUAUCAACGAGGAUAUUUUCACGGUCGAGGGAGACGACGAGCUGUCUGUCGUCAGGGUGGACGGGCAUUUCCCGGGUAGUAUGGUGUGCGGAUGGAAGGGAAGGCAUUUACUUGUCUCGGACUCGAUAUCGGUCGCGCUGAGUGGAGUCGGUAGACGGCCGAGGAGGGCAGGGACUACGAGUUUUAAUUUCAUGUGGAGUCAUUGUAAUAUGAUCCCCCUCGACGCCUCGGCGAUAUACUACAUCUGGGUGGCGAUCAGGGACAUGAAAUUCGAUGCCGUGCACGGGCAUCGUGAUGGAUUGACGGUGAAGCCGAACGCGAAGGAGCGGGUGCUGGAGAGUAUGAAGAUUGUGUUGGAGAAAAUGGGGUGCUGCGACGAGUUGGUCUUUGAUUUCGAGGCUGAGGAGGAGUAUUUGUAUUUUGAAGUGUAG